UUUCCCAUUUCCAACCUGACGUCAGGCUGGCUAUAAAACUCUGCAUUGCUUUUAAACUCAUCUGCUUUGUGAUCCUUCUAAAAAAUCUCCUACAAGUCUCAGGCAUUUCACGCACGAGGCUCCAUUUAGCCCCUUUCCUUCGACUUUACACCCUCUCCGGUUUACGCAAUGUAUCAAUGAAGAAUCCGUAAAGUGUUAAAUGUUUCAAAUACUAAGCCGCCGAAUUUCUCAUGCUGAAAGAGGAUUCCGUUACUUGCGCGCAGGGCUGUGGUGCGUCUGUGCAAUAGACUCUGCAAAGGAAAACUACUCGUUCGCAGUUGGGAACCCGUCGCUGCAAAAAGGACAUUGAAAGUCUUUAUUUUUUUUUCCAUUUUAAGACAAAUACGCUUCAAAAUUCAAACUGGCUCACGUUGUUCCUAACCAGCCCAGUUUGACAGCCGCUCCUCAUCCCGUUUGGAGGACUGUCAGCAGCACGAGGAUGGCAUCAGAGCUGGCAAUGAGCAACUCCGACCUGCCCACCAGUCCCCUGGCCAUGGAAUAUGUUAAUGACUUCGAUCUGAUGAAGUUUGAAGUGAAAAAGGAGCCGGUGGAGCCUGAUCGCAGCAUCAGCCAGUGCAGCCGCCUGAUCGCCGGGGGAUCCUUGUCUUCCACCCCGAUGAGCACGCCUUGCAGCUCGGUGCCCCCUUCUCCAAGCUUCUCGGCGCCCAGUCCGGGCUCGGGGAGCGAACAGAAGGCACACUUGGAGGAUUUCUACUGGAUGUCCGGUUAUCAACAGCAGUUGAAUCCAGAGGCGCUGGGCUUUAGCCCCGAAGACGCGGUCGAGGCGCUGAUCAACAGCAGUCACCAGCUCCAGUCAUUCGAUGGCUAUGCUAGAGGGCAGCAGUUUACCGGCGGAGCCGGAGCAGGAGGCACCAUGGCCGGGGAGGAGAUGGGCUCCGCCGCGGCGGUGGUGUCUGCAGUUAUCGCUGCCGCAGCCGCCCAGAACGUGGGUCCCCAUCACCACCACCAUCACCACCACGGCGCCGGUCACCACCAAGCUCCCGGGGUGCAGUCCAACGGCAACUCGGGGGGAAAUCACCCACACAUGCAUUUGGAUGACCGGUUUUCAGACGAUCAGCUCGUGAGCAUGUCGGUGCGGGAGCUCAACCGGCAGCUACGGGGGGUCAGCAAGGAAGAAGUAAUCAGGCUGAAACAGAAGAGGAGGACGCUGAAGAACAGAGGCUAUGCCCAGUCCUGCCGCUACAAGCGGGUCCAGCAGAGACACGUCCUGGAGGGAGAGAAGACGCAACUCAUCCAGCAGGUCGACCACCUCAAGCAGGAGAUCACCAGGCUAGUCCGGGAGAGGGAUGCGUAUAAAGAAAAAUACGAAAAGCUGAUCAGCAACGGCUUCCGAGAAAAUGGGUCGAGCAGUGACAACAACCCUUCCUCUCCGGAGUUUUUCAUGUGAGUCUCGACAUAAACCAUGAAAACAAAAUAUCAAGCGAGUUUGUCAAACCCCUCAUUAAAAAAAGUUUUCAUUAUGAAACAUUUUGUUGUGGGGCUUACUAGACCAAGAAAACUAAUUUGCCAAUUUUUUUUUCGCUUUUAUUUUUGUUACUUUUGACAAAAAGGGGUUUGCUCAAGUCUGUCAAUAACGAUUUUUAGUGUUUUUUUGGAGGGGGGACUUGCAAUAUAAAAUGGAACUCAAUUUUGUGCAUUUUAGAGCAAACCAGUCUGAAACCAGCCAUCUUUUUUUGUUGCUACCAUACUCAAUAUUUUGUGCAUAUUUGUCAAACUUUUUCACCCUUGUUCAUUAGACUUGCAGUGUUUUGAGUAUUAUCUAUACUAUUUUUUAUUGAUUCAACUUCACAUCGUCGCUGUAUACUUUGUGCGCAUGCAAGCACGGAGUAUACCCCCACGAAGUUCAUCAACAUGCCUUUUUCAUAUUUUUUCCCUUUUCAUCCCCUGUACAAAUACCUGUCUAAAAAUGCAAUCAUGCACAACACUUUCAGUCCCUUGUCAUUUUCCUUUGUUAUCUGCCCAACUCCGAGGACUGCGAGCCUGCCAUUUUACCCCACCACAUCUCAUGCGUUUUGCUUGCCAUACUGCGUUGAGCAAUACCAGACUGUAAGAAACUAUAUCUAUCGUUCAAACAGAGAUAUGUUAUUGAACUGGCUUGCAUGCUGGACAUGUAAGUUUUAUUUUGUUGUUGUUUUAUUUUGUUGUUUUUGUGCUUGAAAUAGUAAUUUUGUCGGAUAACUCCGAGCAUGGCAUUCAUACUUUUCAUUUAUGGCCUCAUCACUUUUUUGGGACAGCGACCAAAAAAGUGACAAGAGACAUUUCAACCACCCGCCUUCCAAACCUUCAAGUGUUUCAACCGUGUUGAUCUGCACCACCGACGGCUGUUCUUUCUGUAUACAGUGAAUGCAACAACGCAUUCCUGGUGGAAGUGUGUCGGCGGGGACUCGGGUUGAAAAGGACUAUUCUAGAAAGAAGCCACUGGGCCCUCGUAGGGUCUAAACUGUCUGUUGCUUAAAGCGGUUUGUUUAUUUAAAAGAUACCCCCCACCCAUCCUUGUGCAUUUGACAACUUGUGUGGAUUUUUAAGUAUAUAAUUUAAAUAGUUUUAUAAUAACCUAUGUACGUCAUAAAAUAUACAUGGAUGUGCUACAGGUUGACAUCCUGUCCAUUUGUCCUGUGUACAAAGUUGUUAUCUGUCGUUGGUCACGAUGGAUUGGCGAAGCUCCAGUUAUAUACAAUAAGCAGUAUUGUGUCCAUGCGCGAGCAGUGCUGCUUACAGCAUGUACUUGCAAUUCAAACAGGAGUUUGACAGGUGACUGUUUUUUAAACCAAAGUAACAAACGUGGAGUAACUUAAGACUCAAGUCAUCGUGAAUAACCUUGCAUUUGAAAAUGUGUUCUUCUGUAAAUAACAGAGGUAUUUUGGACUGAAUUGCACUAAACUGUAGCCUGCAAUCUUAUAACAUAAAGAUGACUCUACAACGCUAAUUUAGAAGCGCAGAUACGUAUGGCAUUGCAGACGUUAUGAAUCCAUUUUUAUAUGAUUUGUCAUUUCACGCAGGGCUAGAUUAGAUUAUUUUGUCUUAAAAUAACUCAUUAUUUACAAGGCAAUAAUAUUAUUAUAAUCGAUAAUGUCUGGACAUUGUUAAAAGUCAUGGAUUGACACCCUGCACGUUCAAAAUGGGGGAAUACCAUUCGUCAGUAAAUCUUUAAGAAUAUGUUAUUUCAACUUUCCUCUUAUAUAUAAAUAUAUAUAUUUUGCUGUGCAAAAUUAUUUCACUCACUAACCAUAUGUGAUGUUAAUAUGUGCUCGUUUCUCAUUUCAUACAAAAUAAAUGAUAUGCAAUAAAUGUAUGUAA
This is a messenger RNA of Osmerus eperlanus (European smelt), 3357 nucleotides long. It is a transcript of the gene mafa, whose product is annotated as MAF bZIP transcription factor a. The coding region runs from base 479 to 1447 and encodes 322 amino acids. The transcript has a single exon. Gene Ontology annotation, molecular function: RNA polymerase II cis-regulatory region sequence-specific DNA binding; DNA-binding transcription factor activity, RNA polymerase II-specific. Gene Ontology annotation, biological process: regulation of transcription by RNA polymerase II. The record is from RefSeq and is a predicted model, not a curated record. NCBI's taxonomy places the organism in Eukaryota, Metazoa, Chordata, Actinopteri, Osmeriformes, Osmeridae. Gene Ontology annotation, cellular component: nucleus.